CAUAACACCCACUCUUUCACGCAUCACACACACACUUUCACACUCACACUUCAACUCAUGCUCACACACUCUCUAUCACAUGCUCACACUUAAACGCUUACUUACACGGUCUCCGGGUCUUCACAACACGACGUAUGAACGAUGGACUAUGUACGCCCAUCUCUUGCUGUGACAAUGGGGCUGAUACUGACGUUGGAUACUUACAAAGUAACAAACUGUCUACAUUCAGUAAAUCAGUGUUUCCACGGAUCGUGUUUACCUGCAAACUCAACCAUGGCGGAGACCAACUGCAGACAGCAAAGUGGAGCUAUUUUCACCUUUGAUGACUUGAAGAUGUCCUAUGGUCUUGCGGUUUUGGAGUCGGCAAUUCUUGACGUCGGAGCGGUAUGGAUUGACAACACAGGCGAUGCCUGUCGAAAUAACACAGCUGGAAACAAGUCGCACAUUUGUUGCGUGGUUAUUAAUUCGAAUGGCACGAACGUAUUCCAGCCCGCCAAUUGUACAGACCUGUAUCAUUAUGUUUGCAAUAUGAACAGUACUGCCCAGGAAGAGCCUGAGCGAAAUGGAACACAACAUCUCUACGUCCCUUGCUUGAACGAGACGUCUUCAACGAGAAUUGCUGUCAUCAUUGUGUGCACCUCUCUCACUAUAACGAUGGCCGUGGCUGGUAUUACAGUCUGGUGCUAUUGCAGACUGAAUAAGCCACCGAAGAGGUACGCUGUGAGAGUGGAGAGUGCGAUAUAUCACCGACAACAUCCUGAUCCACACAACAAGGAAGAGUGCAGAGUUGCUGAUACAUCAGCUGCAGAUAAUCUCACCCCGGAAUCUGAUGACAUCAUUCAAGAACACACUAAAGGAGCAAAGGGUGAUGACUAUGACACCUUGUGCAGAACAGGGAGUACAGAAAGCAACGUGUUGAAUCAUAGGUCAGACGUCACCCCUGUGUACGGUCAUUUGUGUGGACAAAAUAACCUGCAUGGCUGGACCACCGAAAACCAUUAUGACACCACCAGUGUGCCUUUGUAUGACAGGAGGACUGUUGAUAAGAUAUAUGAUAGAACACAUGCAUCUGACAGAUAGUAAUAAAACAGAUAUAAGCUAUAAUUUUUUAUGACGCUUUAAAGUUUGAAUUCUUGUACUAUUGAAAAUGACUUUAUGAUUUGGAUUGAACGCCUGAUUGAACACUUUGUCCGUUGUAGAACUUCAGUUUAAUUUUGUGAGUAGGCCCACCUCUGAAAACAAGGGACACGGACCUGGUUGGCAACCCAGGGAUCACAUACUGGGCGAUCAGGGAUUCGAACCUACGAUCAGAGAACGCAACUAUACCACAGUCAACUUGGCCAUCUCCGCCUCUGUUAAAUGUUACAAUAUGUAUCAUACAGACUUUCUAACAUAUGCCAUAUUGCUAUGUAUGACAUCGUCCACAAAUACCUUGGACUUGGAUAAGCCCACGAUAUGUUUCCUGGCCAGCUAUAUAGUUACUUUGUGUGUUUGCUUAUCUAUUUCAUUUUGACUUCCUUAUUGUCUAAAUGCUUUUU
Haliotis rufescens (red abalone) is the source of this 1538-nucleotide messenger RNA. RefSeq lists its product as uncharacterized. NCBI's taxonomy places the organism in Eukaryota, Metazoa, Mollusca, Gastropoda, Lepetellida, Haliotidae. The transcript has 8 exons. Bases 142 to 1080 code for a protein of 312 amino acids. The record is from RefSeq and is a predicted model, not a curated record.